Messenger RNA from Lytechinus variegatus (green sea urchin), 1347 nucleotides. Its product is annotated as sia-alpha-2,3-Gal-beta-1,4-GlcNAc-R:alpha 2,8-sialyltransferase-like. The coding region runs from base 7 to 1347 and encodes 446 amino acids. Gene Ontology annotation, molecular function: alpha-N-acetylneuraminate alpha-2,8-sialyltransferase activity. NCBI's taxonomy places the organism in Eukaryota, Metazoa, Echinodermata, Echinoidea, Temnopleuroida, Toxopneustidae. The transcript is spliced from 7 exons. The record is from RefSeq and is a predicted model, not a curated record. Gene Ontology annotation, biological process: oligosaccharide metabolic process; N-glycan processing.
CUCCUUAUGAUCAAUGACAUCCAAGUUAUCUACCCAUUACCGGGUAGGACAUCGAAGGCGACGAAGAUGUCGAUGUCGCGACAGUUACGUCAUUGUGGAAACAUUCUAAAACUCGCCAUCAUCGUCUGUACGAUCGCUUAUUGCGUGCUCUUCUGUUCGUUGUCGAUGCGGAAUAAACACGUCGUGGGUGAUGUCGGUAGAUCGGACAACAAGGGCGUGAUCAUCGACGAGGGGCAAGUCAUGCCGCAGUUCGAUCUGAAGUUCGUCAAUCUUCAAGAGAAAACCAAAAGCCGUCGCAACGACGAUCGUAAUAAAUCGGACGAUAUCGGUAAAGAUGAAACAGAUGGACAACUUGAUCUGCGACUUAAACCAGGUUCGAAAACGGAUAUGGAGUCAGUGAUCCGGAGAUUGAACACGAGCUUGACAUCGUGGAGAUUCAGACAUCAUAAUCUUAUGAGAUUACGGAAACAGAUCAAAAACUUUUUGGGAAGAGACUUCCUUGACUCGGCCUUUCUGACCCGGGACAACACCCCUCUCAAUUCAGCUGUCCUCUUCUAUAAGAUACUACCAGAGGGUAUGAAAGCAGUCGUUCAUGAUCUAUGGGUGCAGCUACCAAAGGUACCUGUGUACAGUGGAAGGCAGUAUAAAACAUGUAGUGUAGUCGGGAGCAGCGGAAUACUCAAAGGAAGUAAAUGUGGAAAGUUGAUUGACAGUUCUGACUUCGUAUUCAGAAUGAACAAUGCUCCGACAUCGGACAACUUCGUAGUCGAUGUUGGACAGCGGACCAAUCAGAUGUCGCAAACAGGGAAAAGUCUUUUCAAAUCAAGCCUAAAUAAAUCCGUUCUACACACAUUGAACGAGCCUACGACCUUCAACCUCACAUGCUUACCAUCUUCUCCGUUUCCUGACGAACUCUUCCAAAACGUUUUGAAGCCCCUCCCUAGAAUCAUCCUCCUUCGACUUCCGACUUAUCCCGAGACCGAGCUUACCCGAUUAAUAACGAGGGGCUGCCGAGUGGUUCCGGAAAAGGAGGGAAACCUCGUAUUAUGGGAUUCGCGAAUCAACCCGAAGUUGAACGACUUCUGGAAAGAGAAUGGACUCAAACUUAAAAUGUCAUCAGGUUUCUUUUCCGUCAAUCUGGCUCUUCAUCUAUGCCAGGAGACACGCGUCUUCGGGUUUUGGCCGUUUAGGUUCUCACCAGAUCAUCACCCCGUCGCGUAUCACUACUACGACCGACUUAUUACCAAGAAGAUCAUUCACGACUUCAAUGAAGAAUUCGAUAUCCUAAUGAGACUCCACGAGAACGGCGUGAUCAAACUCCAUGUCGAAAACUGUUCCGAAAAAUAG